CUUGGAUCUUCUGUUUAAAUUUUUGCGUUAUUUUGAACGAAAAUUUAUCGAGCCUUGGUGACGAUUCAAAUGUGGUAGAUAUAGGUGACGCACGGUCGGUAGUAGGGUAAAAGGAAACCCUCGCUGAUUUACUCAAUCUAUUAAUCUUUCAAUAUCAGGUUUAGCUAGUUUACAGACUCAGUUUUUGAUAAGAAUAACGGUUAGUACAACUAGAGAAAAGGGCUUUUGUAAAUAAAAUUUGUACUUUAGCAUGAAUACAGAACUUUGUUUUAAAGGCUUCCUCUCUGAUUUUUUUUCAUUAUGAAAUUACUGCUGCAAUCUUUUUUGGGGGUCAAUUAAGAUCAGUAGAUCACAAUUCAUGCUGUUCUGUGGUUUGGUUCUCUCUUUUUUAAGUACGACUAUGGUGGGGUUUCCUUGAGAUGGUUCAGGCAAUGGGAGCAACCUGAAAAUUUCAAAAUUCAUAGGGCUUUUUGGAAUACCAAAUAGUCAGAUCGUAUGUUUAUGCUACCUUAGGUCUUAGGUGUUUGUUGUAUUUUUUUUAUUAAUUUUAGAUGGACACUAACUUUUUUAUGAUUUAUGGUUGGAUUUUUUCUUGCAAGAUGGCUUAGGUUGCGUUUGGUUUGUUUAUUUUUCAUGUGUUUUCUUUUUCCAGAAAACAGAAAAUAAUCUGAAAACGCGUUUGGCAUAUCCAAAAUAUCGAAAUAGAAAAUACUGAAAAUGAAAAAUGACUUGAAAAUAAAAAAUGAAAGUCGUUUUCUAAAUUUUGAAAACACGGACUCUCUAAUCUCUAUCGUUUCGUUGUUCCGUCUUCGUCUCCGAGCUUCGAUUUCCUCUGUCUCGAUGGAUCGGAUCUUUGAAGGCCACGACCACAACAAGUGAAAGAAUGUGGAGACCCUUUCACUAAUCUCCCUCGAGUCUUCUCAGCCCUCUUCACACCCCCGCUGCUUGGUUCUUCACUUUUGUUUACCUCUUCAGAUUCCUUUGCUUCACUUGUAGAUCACAAUUUAUGCUGUUUUGUGGUUUGGUUCUCUCUUUUUUAAGUAUGACUAUGGUGGUGUUUCCUUGAGAGUUGAAAUGGUUCAGGCAUUGGGAGCAACCUGGAAAUUUCAAAAUUCACAGGGCUUUCUGGAAUACCAAAUAAUCAGAUUAAUUAAAUGAAGGGUUACGGGCUACAGUUGCGGGCGAAACCAUCACACCAGCAGAAAAAGCAGUCAGGGAGGCCUCCUCUACCAACGCCACUUGGAUUUCGUGAUGAUGAUGAUGAUAAUAUUGAGUCAGAGAUUUCGCGACAGGCCAGCAAGAACAAGUCUCUCAAGGAUAUUGAGGAGCAGCAUAAGAAAGCGUUGGAAGAAGAUCCAUCGGUGUUUGACUAUGAUGGAGUUUAUGAUGAGAUGAAAGGAAAAGUUGCUAGACCACGUGCACAAGAUCGUGAAGAGAGAAAACCAAAGUACAUUCAAAAUUUGAUCAAGAAAGCAGAAGAACGGAAGCAGUCGCAGGAGAUAGUAUAUGAAAGAAAGCUUGCUAAAGAGAGAAGUGAAGAGGACCAUCUCUAUGCAGACAAGGACAAAUUUGUGACUAGUGCUUACAAGAAGAAGCUCGCAGAGCAGGCGAAAUGGAUGGAGGAAGAGCGCUUGCGUGAAAUUCGUGAGGAGAAAGAAGAUGUUACCAAGAAGACGGACUUGAGUGAUUUUUACUUCAAUCUGGAAAAGAAUGUUGCAUUUGGUUCACAUAAGGCCUUGUCUAGGAAGCCUCAAGAGCAGGCUGAAUUAAGUAAACCAGGGGAUGAAGGCGAUAAAGUUCCUGCUGAUACAUCGGCAAGAAGUCAUCCACUCAAAGACACGAAUCUGCCACCGGAUUCUUCCCCGUUGAAAGAAAGGAAUGCAGAUGAAACAUUGUCUGUUUCUAAGAGCAUUUCCGAGUCAAAUCCUGUUCCAGACAAGCAAAUUUCUGACGCUUCUGUACAAGAUGGAACUUCUGUUGAACAACCUAGUGCAGAUCAACAAAUGCGUGACCGCCAUAAAAGGAAUGAAGAUGCAGUUGCUUCUGCCAAGGAACGCUUUUUGGCACGGAAGAGGGCCAAGGAACAGUAAAUUACUAUCACCCCCUUUCUUUGAGCAUGUCAUAGGGGUUUAGAGUUGAGCAAUAAUGUAUAUUUUCAUGCAACUGUUUGAGGUCGACUUCCCGAUGCUUGUUUUUCUUUUCCAUUUGGAAAAACAUUUGAAAUAGGGAGGAUAGUAACCAUUUGCAUGCUUUCCACUGUAUAAAAAAUGCAGUCCCGGGUGACAGGGAUGAUGUUUGUUCAGAUUACUAAGGUUUGAUUAAAUUGUCAGAUUAUCUCUUUAUCUAUCA
Tripterygium wilfordii is the source of this 2349-nucleotide messenger RNA. Its product is annotated as nuclear speckle splicing regulatory protein 1-like. Bases 1155 to 2090 code for a protein of 311 amino acids. The transcript has 6 exons. Gene Ontology annotation, biological process: regulation of alternative mRNA splicing, via spliceosome. NCBI's taxonomy places the organism in Eukaryota, Viridiplantae, Streptophyta, Magnoliopsida, Celastrales, Celastraceae. The record is from RefSeq and is a predicted model, not a curated record.